Apis florea (little honeybee) is the source of this 2988-nucleotide messenger RNA. Its product is annotated as facilitated trehalose transporter Tret1-like. Gene Ontology annotation, cellular component: membrane. NCBI's taxonomy places the organism in Eukaryota, Metazoa, Arthropoda, Insecta, Hymenoptera, Apidae. The record is from RefSeq and is a predicted model, not a curated record. Gene Ontology annotation, biological process: transmembrane transport. Gene Ontology annotation, molecular function: transmembrane transporter activity.
AGGAGUGGCGAGAGCCGGCACAGUCUUUAGAAACGUUCUCUAUCUCGUGCACGUUGCACCGAUAUGAAGCUGAAGGUGACAGAAACUCUUCUUCGCGUGUGGCCGCAGUGGGCCACCUGCUUGACAGUGACCCUAUUGUCUAUCAGUGUGGGAUUGAAGAUUGGUUGGACGUCCCCCUAUCUGGCCCAGUUGACCAAAGAAGACUCGCCACUUCGCAUAACUGACGACGAGGCGACAUGGAUAGUUUCUCUGCUUCCGUUCGGGCGAUUGUUCGGUGCCGUGGUCGGCUACCUCGCCAUGGAAUAUUAUGGCAGCAAAAGAUCCCUGUUAAUCUCGGGUAUACCCAUCAUGAUCAGCUGGAUCUGUAUAAUACUCGCCGAUUCGGCCGUCUGGCUCUACGUAUCCAGACUUUGCGCAGGUAUGUGCUUCGGCAUGUUCUACGGCUGCUUCGCCAUGUACAUGGGCGAGGUGGCGGCCCCUGAAAUUCGUGGCGCGCUGGUAAGCACGAUAAUAAAUGGACUUCCGUUCGGGACGUUGAUCGGGAGCAUAAUGGGCAGCCAAGUGUCCAUGAUGUGUUUCGGAGUUGUAAGUCUGGUUUUGGCCAUCUGCUUCAUGAUCAUCUUCCCGCUGUUGCCCCAAUCGCCGCACCACUACGUGCGUAACGAUAAUUCGAUCGAGGCGAGGAAAACGAUCCAAUGGUACCACAGGAAAUCGAACGUGAACGCGGAACUGGAAUUGAUCGAGAACUUUGUGCGAUCCUCCCGAUCGAUGAACUUCCGCCACAAGCUCAAACAGAUCACGGAGAGGAAGAAUAGACGCUCGUUGAUUUUAAUCAUACUUCUGUACAUCUUCAUGCAACUGAGCGGGGUGAACACCGUCACGUACUACAUGGAAAUUAUCGUAAGAAAGGCGAAAGUGACGAUACUGGAACCGGCCACUAUUGUGAUUAUCGUCAAUGGAAUCGGUAUAGCGGUCGGCUGGAUCAGCGUGUAUCUGAUCGAUCGAUACGGCAGAAGGGUUCUCAUGGCGGUGUCAUGCGGCUGCGUAAUCAUCGGAAUGGUGCUUCUGGGAUUACACUUUAUGUUAUUGGAACAGAAUUUCGACUCAAAAAAUCUGGAAUGGUUGCCGAUCCUGGCGAUGAUAUUUUACGUGAUGAUAUCCAUCGGUCUGAUACCAGUUCCGAGCACUGUGCUCGGCGAGUUUUUCUCGGAUGAUUUAAAAAGUAUCGCUGGAUUCGCCGUGAGCAUCACAUCCGCGUUAUUCGCGUUCGUCUCCAGCGCAACCUAUCAGCCGAUGAUCGAUCUCACGAGCGAAAAAUACGUUUACUGGAUGUACGCGAUGGUCAUGAUCGUGUGCAUGAUUUAUUCGUUUGUGGAAAUACCGGAAACCAAAGGGAAGACUUUGCAGGAAAUACAAGAGAUGCUGCAGGAGAGGCAGAAGAAAGGAAGAAAAAUUCGAAAGAGAUGCAAACAUUACGUCUGUCAUACACUUUGUCUCUUCAGAACACUCACAAUGACCAUGGCAAUAGAUGGAAAAUUAAGCAAAAGAAUACUUUGGCCCCAAUGGAUAGCUGGAUUUGGAGUUUUGUUAUUAGGAACCGAAGUGGGAUUGAUGGGAGGUUGGUCAUCCCCGUACAUCAGCGAAUUAACAUCUCCGAAUUCUUCGUUCACAAUUACGAUAUCAGAGCUAUCUUGGGUGGUGUCGCUGUUCAAUCUCGGCAGAUUGAUAGGCUGUAUCAAAGGUGCUCUGUGCAGCGGCUAUUUUGGCAGUGAAAAGACGAUUCUGAUCUCCAGUAUGCCUAUCACGUUGAGCUGGCUCUUCAUCAUCCUGGCUAACAGAGUGGAAUGGAUAUACGUCGCGAGAUUCCUCGGUGGCCUCAGCCUGGGAAUGGUUUACUCCUGCUAUUCCUUAUAUCUGGGCGAGAUAGCGAACCCUACUAUAAGAGGAGCAUUGGUCGCAAUGGGUACCACUGGAUUACCAAUCGGGAACCUCCUAAUGAGCGUCAUGGGAGCGUAUUUGUCGAUGCACACGUCAGCUUUGAUAGCUCUGAUCUCCUGCAUCGUAAUGAUAAUUAUUUUCGUCUGGUUGCCAGAAUCGCCUUAUCACCUGAUAAAGAAAAAAUUAGACGAGAAAGCGAAAUACUCGAUCCAAUGGUAUCACAGGGAGUGCGACGUGGAGCACGAGUUCAAGGAGAUGCGAAAAUUCGUCGAGAAUCUCGACAGACAAUCGUUGUCCGACACUUUGAAGGAGCUCAAGAUUCUUCAUUACCGCAAGUCAAUAAUCAUAGUCUCGGUUCUAAUCGUGUACAGUCAAUUGUCCGGGAUAAACAGUAUUCUAUUUUACAUGGAGCCGAUUUUGACCACAGCGAAAGUCAGUGUCAUGGAACCCGCGCAAGUGGUGAUAAUAGUGAUGGCAGGUGGUGUCGUUGCGUCGUGUUUAUCGAUAUUCGUGCUCGACAGAUUCGGAAGGAAAUUUCUCAUGAUCAUGUCCUGCAGCGCGAUCCUCCUGUCUUACGGUAUUUUGACAGUUGAAUUUCAUUUGUUGGAUCUCGGUUUCGAUUCGAAAAAAGUGGAAGGAUUGGCGAUCAUCGGAAUGAUAUUAUUUUACAUAUCGGUGUUUUUGGGCAUCAUUCUCGUCCCAUCGACGAUGAUGGGUGAAAUUUUCCCUCAACAUCUCAAGUGCAUCGCUGCAUGCAUCGUCAGUAUCUCGGGCUCUACGAUCGCUUUCCUCUCGACGUUUACUUAUUUAACGCUGCUCGAUUUUAUGACCGAAAAAUACUUGUUCUUGUUCUACGGUUUGCUCGUGGCCUCCUGCAUACCGUUUACCGUAUGUUUCGUGCCUGAGACGAAGGGAUUGUCUUUGCAAGAGAUUCAGAAUAAAUUGACAGGGAAGGACAAGAAAACUUUACGUGCAUCCGCGUGCGUCGAUAAGGAUAAAUUUUCUCAGGAACAAAACUUGGGACCAUACGUAAUCUCACGCGACAAUUAA